CAACAGUUCGGUUGCUAGGGAUUCUAGGCGUCUUCCUAGUCUGGUUGCUAGCUAAUGUGCUAGCUUGCUGUCUGUCUUGUUUUGAUGCAUAACCUUGCACUUAGUCAACAUUUAAAUACAUAUACAUCUAUUUAAAGGUUUAAUAUUAAUUCAUAUUUCGAAGUAGACUGCGAUGUGAAAAAGCCAGUGUUUACAACUUCACAUGAGUUCCGGGAAGAUAAAGGAGAUGGGGGACAUAUUGGCCAAUGAAGCUGAUCUUCUCGGGAUGAUCAAGGAGUAUUUGAAGUAUGGUGAGUUUGAAGAGACAGUUCAUCACUUUGAAAAGGAGUGUAAAAACAAGGGGAAAGUUGUUCCAAAACCCAGAGGCAACAGUCUUCGGGACUCGAAAACGCUGAUUAUCCAGAAGGACCUGUUGAGCUCAUUUGAUGACGGCGACUUCAAGGUGUUCUUCGAGCUGUGGACAGAGUUUGUCCCUUUGGAGGUCAGGGACUGUGAUCCUCACGCCCAGAAACUAGAGUUUUACCUUCGUGUCCACUUCACCAUCUUCCCCUUGAAAAUCCACUUGGGCAGACAUGACCGAGCAGACUUUGAGGUGAGGAUCACCCACUUCAAGCACUACCUGGAGACGCGAGGGGCAGCACUCAGUCAGACCACUGAGUUCCUACCCUACUACGCCCUCCCCUUCGUGCCCAAUCCUGUGGUGCACCCCUCCUUCAGAGAUCUCUUCCAGGAUUCCUGGAUUCCAGAGAUGAAGCAAGAGCUGGAGAAGUUCCUGACUGUGACACUGAAAGUGUCCGACACUCCAAGGCUUCUGUCGUUAUAUAAGGAUGGCGGAAGGAACACCAAAGACACCAUACAGCAGCUGCAGCUGCAGCUGGCCGAAGCAGAGAAGAGGACCAGCAGCUACAUGAGGAGGUUCAAUAAGAUGCAGGCCGAUCACCACAACCUGAUAGGAGUCACUGCCGAGCUGGUGGACUCUCUGGAGGCUACAGUCAGUGGGAAAAUGAUCUCCCCAGAAUACCUCCAGAGUGUGUGUGUGCGUCUCUUCAGUAGCCAGCUGAGGCAGAGUGCGGCGCAGAGCAUCGACUUCACCAGGCCUGGCACUGGAUAUUACUCUAUGAGUCCUUAUGAUGACGGAUAUGCUUCCUCAUUGCUACGAGCGUCUAUUGUACCUCAGAGGCCUAAGGAGGUGCCGUUGCUGCCCUCUCUGGACUAUGACAAGCUGAAGAGAGACUUGCUGGGAGGAUCAGACAGACUCAAGGCCCUGCUGCUCCAGGCCCUGUGCUGGAGACUGACCCGUUCUCUCCAAGGUGAGCAGAGGGACACGGUACUGCAGGCCUACGUCAGCAACGACCUCCUGGAUUGCCACAGCACCAGACAGAAAUCUGUGCUCCUCUUGAUGAGGUCGAAGAACGAGAUGGUCAGGCAGUACAUGGCUCGUCUCAUCAAUGCUUUCGCUUCCCUCGCAGAGGGUCGUGUGUACCUGUCCCAGGUCCCGUCUUUGUUGAGGCUGCUCAUUGAGUCUCUAAGGACAGAGGAGAAGGACUCUGUGAGCAGAGAGAAUGUCCUGGGAGCCCUGCAGAAACUCAGCCUCAGGAGGAGCCAGCAGUCAGCCAUGAUAGAGGACGGUCUCAUUGACUGGCUGGUAGAUGAGCUGCAGGACUCUGACUGUCUGUCUGACUACACUCUGGAGUACGCUGUGGCCCUGCUCAUGAACCUAUGUCUACGCACCAGAGGUAAGAGGAAGUGUGCUGAGAACCCUAAAUACGUGCUGAAGGUUCUGACUGACCUUCUGGGACACGAGAACCACGAGAUUCGGCCGUACGUGAACGGAACCCUUUAUAGCAUCCUGUGUAUUCAUGCAGUGCGAGAGGAAGCCAAGGAGAUGAGUAUGGAGGAGAUCCUUCACUGCUACAGUAAAGAGGAGAACCCGGAGCUCAACAGGCAGAUUGAGUUUAUUAUCAAACAACUCAACUCAGGGGAGGUGACUGAAGAGGGACCAGAGUCUGAUGACGAAGAGGAGGAUGACGAUGAUGAGGAAGACGCGAUAGAGACGGACCUUGAUAAAGAGGAAGUGCUUCAGCUGCAGCCCAGAGAGUUGUCCGGAGAGACACUACUGACCACAGAGUACCUGGGGAUCAUGACCAACAUGGCGACGAGGGUGAAGAGGAGAUCGGCAGCUCCUCUUGGACGGAGUGUCGAUGAACCCCUGCAGCGACCCGUGACCCCCAUCUCCCACCGAAAUACACACAUCAUGGACUUCCGAGGAGGCAGCGGGGGCGACAGGGGUGAGGUAGGGUACCCCUUGAGCAGACAGAGGAGCGAGGACAGUCUGCCCCCGUCCCGCUACAGCUCCCGCCCCCCCACCCGCUCCGGCAGCCGGCCCAGUACCAGCGAAUCCCUGCACCACUCCAUGGACUCAGAGUGUGGCCGUUCGUCCCAGGAGUCUGGUGGGUCAUAUGAAGGACGAAGAGCCCAGGAGGGGGAGGAGCGCAACGGACACUCUGCCAGCAUUGAUAAUGUCCCCGGGUUUACAAGCCGGCCCAAGAUUCCCCGCACGCCGGAGAGUGAUGCACCAGGCGUGGAUCCUCGGAGGGGUCGCGUUGUCCCUCCACUGGCCCCCCAGUUCUCCCAGUCUGAGCCCCAGCAGAGCAGCAGCCGACCUGGAUCAGGGGCCUCCGUCACAGUGGGAGGGCCAGGGGGCGGCAGACAGAGCAGCCAGUCGUACACAGGAAGUGAAAAGGACCUUUCACCACGGGGCCGCCAUAUCUCCUGAGGAGCCUCCAGCUUCCUGUAACUCCAUCCGCAGGUUGUGAUCAGGGUCAGGGCAUUAGAGAGGCUAGAGGUCGGUGGAGAGGUGGAGGGAGAGAGAGAGAGGUAAGGAAGGAGGGAGAGGUGGAGGAAGGGGAUAGAGAAGGAGGAGGGGUGGAGGAAGGGGGUAGAGAAGGAGGAGGGGUGGAGGGAGAGCGAUGGCAUAGGAAACAAUGUGCAGGAUUGUAGCUCGGGGAGUGGCCCCUUUCAAACCUCGGUAUAGAACACUUUGGUAACACAACACUGCUCUCAAAAUAAGCACAACAACAAAUAAGCUUGCAAGCCGCUUGAUACACCCUUCCUACCUAACCAGCUGGCCAAGGCUUUCUUCUCUUUACCUAUCUCCCUCUUUUAACUCUCUCUCCUGGAGAAUAAACACCAAAGUACUCGCUCUCCCAUGUCAUCUUAAACACAUUGGACGUUACAUAACCAGCUACUGGACAAAAUUCAUUCAUUCCAAAUCUAUGGUACGGUGAACAUUACCAGCUAUAAUGUAGUAGCACUAUUUGCUAACCAAAGGCUGUGUCUCAUCAAAGAUGGUUGAAAGGGUUGAUCGAGGGUUGAUCCUUCCACCAUGUUGCUUUUCCGCUUGACUGUUAGGAAUUUUAAAUGAGUGACCCAUUGAGGAAGGAGGAAAUUAGAGUAUUUAUGACUAACACUAUGGUUAAUGGAGUAGGGCUCCUUUACAGACAUCUAUUUAUGACUAACAAUGUGGUGAUUACAUUGUAAAAAAAAAUGUAAUCAGUGUCUUAUAAAGUCCCUUCCAUUUCCGGUGACGAGGUGGUCGUAGUACAGGGUAUAUGGGUAUAUAACAUGCUCAGGUGAAAUAAAGCUGGACUUUGCCACCUUUCCCUUUUCAGUUUAAAAGGUUUUGAUUUGAGCUUUGUUUUGACUCGGCCUUCCUAAUCCAUUUGGAAUGUAUUCAGUGGCUCAAUGACUGAUCCUGCCUUCCAUCUGAACUUUAAUGCUCUCCAGUUAACGCUCUCCUUUUGAGCCUAUACUUAAAUGCUUAACUAAUACUUUCGUAGGAACUACAUAAAACAGCUGUAGACAGUAUUUUACAACCAACCAAUACCCGUCACAUUAUGGACAAAUCUCUCUUUUGUCCAGGAAUUAAUUUUUCCUUCGUUCUAUACGGAUGCUCAUAAAGAAACCAGGAUUGAUUUGUUUUUUUUGUCUGUGUGUUUAUCGAAAUCAAGUUGUUACGCUGGUCUGGAUCUUGACUUGUAAAAUAGUUUGUAGGUUGCUCAGCUCUUUGAAGGGAAAUGUCAACUAAGUGAAUAUCAGCUUUACUUUGAUUUGUUAUCGUAAUUCACUUUGAAUAGCUGCUUUCAUUGAACUUUUCAUUACGUUAAAUUAUAGUGUUUACAAGAAAGACACAAAGAUGAAGUACUUCUGUCAGACUAGUGUACAUUAGACUGUAGAUAAUCAUCUGUCAGGCUAGUGUACAUUAGACUGUAGAUAAUCAAUCAUCUGUCAGACUAGUGUACAUUAGACUGUAGAUAAUCAUCUGUCAGGCUAGUGUACAUUAGACUGUGGAUAAUCAUCUGUCAGACUAGUGUACAUUAGACUGUAGAUAAUCAUCUGUCAGACUAGUGUACAUUAGACUGUAGACAAUCAUCUGUCAGGCUUGUGUACAUUAGACUGUAGAUAAUCAUCUGUCAGACUAGUGUACAUUAGACUGUAGAUAAUCAUCUGUCAGGCUAGUGUACAUUAGACUGUAGAUAAUCAUCUGUCAGACUAGUGUACAUUAGACUGUAGAUAAUCAUCUGUCAGACUAGUGUACAUUAGACUGUAGAUAAUCAUCUGUCAGGCUAGUGUACAUUAGACUGUAGAUAAUCAUCUGUCAGACUAGUGUACAUUAGACUGUAGAUAAUCAUCUGUCAGACUAGUGUACAUUAGACUGUAGAUAAUCAUCUGUCAGGCUAGUGUACAUUAGACUGUAGAUAAUCAUCUGUCAGACUAGUGUACAUUAGACUGUAGAUAAUCAUCUGUCAGACUAGUGUACAUUAGACUGUAGAUAAUCAUCUGUCAGGCUAGUGUACAUUAGACUGUAGAUAAUCAUCUGUCAGACUAGUGUACAUUAGACUGUAGAUAAUCAUCUGUCAGACUAGUGUACAUUAGACUGUAGAUAAUCAUCUGUCAGACUAGUGUACAUUAGACUGUAGAUAAUCAUCUGUCAGACUAGUGUACAUUAGACUGUAGGUAAUCAUCUGUCAGACUAGUGUACAUUAGACUGUAGAUAAUCAUCUGUCAGGCUAGUGUACAUUAGACUGUAGAUAAUCAUCUGUCAGGCUAGUGUACAUUAGACUGUAGAUAAUCAUCUGUCAGACUAGUGUACAUUAGACUGUAGAUAAUCAUCUGUCAGGCUAGUGUACAUUAGACUGUAGAUAAUCAUCUGUCAGACUAGUGUACAUUAGACUGUAGAUAAUCAUCUGUCAGACUAGUGUACAUUAGACUGUAGAUAAUCAUCUGUACAUUAUGAGGUUUUAUUCGCAUAUAAAAUCAAUCACAAAACGUAGGCUACUUGAAUCCGGGUGACAUUUAACAGUUUCACCGAUGCUUUACUGUACAGUAUUUCUGUAAUAUGUAGCUGAAUUUGUGUGAUAAUGUAUUUUGACACCGUAGCAAUGAAUUGUCAUAUCUUUGUAUACAUGAAUUAAAUAAACUUUUAAGUGUUA
This is a messenger RNA of Oncorhynchus keta (chum salmon), 5492 nucleotides long. RefSeq names its product lisH domain-containing protein ARMC9. Gene Ontology annotation, cellular component: ciliary tip; ciliary basal body; centriole. NCBI's taxonomy places the organism in Eukaryota, Metazoa, Chordata, Actinopteri, Salmoniformes, Salmonidae. The transcript has 26 exons. The record is from RefSeq and is a predicted model, not a curated record. Gene Ontology annotation, biological process: cilium assembly. Bases 203 to 2776 code for a protein of 857 amino acids.